GUCAUUGUGCUGGGUGGCUCCUGUUUUCUACAAUCAAAGGGGAGUAGAACAAGUGGAGGGAAUAAAGAUCAGGUCUUUGCACUUUGUGGAUUUUUUUAUUUCUAAAGCAGCAGUUAAACAUUUUUUUUGUUUGACUGAGACUACUUUUAAUUUGACACUCAAACUUUUGCUGAAGACAGUGGACUACAACUCGGAAGAGAAACAUACCUCGGAGGAGAGUAUGAACGUGCUGUCGAACCCAGUGAUCAGGGCCCAGGACCAGUCUCUACCUCUCUGUGGCCCCGGGUCUGUUCAGGACUUACCACACUGCCCUCCAGGCUUCAACCCUGCACCAUUGCUUAGCCUCCAGGGCAGCCAAAGAUCGAUCAAACCACAGAGGGAGCUGAGCCCUGAGGAGCAGCAGGAGCUCAGGAGGAAGAUCAACAGCAGGGAGAGGAAGCGGAUGCAGGACUUGAACAUUGCCAUGGAUGCCCUGAGGGAGGUCAUGGUGCCUUAUGCCUCCUCACCUUCCUCCGCCUCCUCUCAUGCACACCAGCCUGGCGCUCCUCCAGGGCGCAGGCUCUCCAAGAUCUCCACUCUGGUCCUGGCCAGGAACUACAUCCUCCUCCUGGGUUCGUCCCUGCAGGAGAUGCGGAGGCUGCUGGGAGAGGUGAGCAUCGGGAUGGGAGUGAACACAGGGCCGGUCCCCCGACUAAUGCACGCUCGAGGGUGGCCCCUCAUCUCCGGCCCUAGUCAGCUCUUACUUACCCAUGAAUCCAUCCUCACUUCAGCAGCUGCCUCUUCUUCGUCCCCGUCGUCGUCUUCCUCCUCUACUUCAUCGACCGCUGCUGCUAAAUGUCCCAUGCUGUCUCCGGGCCCCAUGGAACCCUCACUGGCCCCAGUGCAGUGGAGCUCUACAGGUGCCCCAGGGGGGCCACUGUGCCCUUGUGGAGUCUGCAGACUGCCCAGAUUCAGCCACUCAGCUGCGGUGCCCAGAUUCCCCAAGUGAAGAGGAUCUGAUGAAUGGACUCGAUGACUGUUACAUGUAUGCAACAUUUUUAUACAAAAUUAUUUUUCUAACAUUUUUAACAUAAUAUUUGACUACACCAUAUACUGACAAAUGUCCUUUUUAAAAUGGAUGCAACAAUUCUGUAUUUGGCACGA
Platichthys flesus (European flounder) is the source of this 1143-nucleotide messenger RNA. It is a transcript of the gene olig1, whose product is annotated as oligodendrocyte transcription factor 1. The record is from RefSeq and is a predicted model, not a curated record. Bases 221 to 988 code for a protein of 255 amino acids. Gene Ontology annotation, molecular function: protein dimerization activity. NCBI's taxonomy places the organism in Eukaryota, Metazoa, Chordata, Actinopteri, Pleuronectiformes, Pleuronectidae. The transcript has a single exon.